CCCGCGUAAAGCGUUAUUUUUUCGCCUUUGGCGUCCCUAGCGAUGGAGAAUUUUUUAAUCGCUACUUGAUUUACAGCAUCUGAUCUGUGAAUAAUGGGUGAGAAAUGCCAGUGGUGCUCCUUGAUGUGUGCCUUAUGUCGUAUUGGAUGUUAUCGGGUAUGAGUUUUUUAAAAUUUACCUUCCUUUUUGACGAUAAGGCUCAAAUGGAUUGUACCGCAGAUAAGAUCCUUAUCACAAGUCAAACUUUUUUUGCCACACUCGACGUGAUCAUGAAGGAUAAGGGAACAGUCCAAUGAUCAUGUAAAGCUUGAUGAAAGUUCUUAACAAAUCCGGUCACAGUCGAAGCAUUUAGAACGUCUCCAUUCAUAAUCAGAAAAGAGAUCAUAACCAUAAUUCCAGGUAAAGCAGACGUGAAUUUAAAGAGUAAGUUUAAGCUAAAACAGAUAAUAUACAUAAAGUUAUUCCUUGUGUAGGUGAAAAAUUAGGUUUCUACAGUGCAGUACCAAGAAGUCACAGCGUCAUAUUGACAACCAUCUAAAUGUAGUAGAACUAGUUUCUUAAAACUCUUUGGGUGGUAAUAAUGAGGUGGCCAUUUUAAUUUAAUUUGGGGUAUGCUGUUGCACCAGGUCCUCUGAGGGUGAAUUUUAACAAGUGACAUCACAGGUAGCCCAAGCUCGAAAUAUAAGCGUUGGCGAAUAUUGGCAUUGUUGCGUGUAACAUUCGAAACACAAGGAUUUGUCUGGGGAAAAAACUAUCAUUUCUGUGACCUAAAAAAAAAAAGGAUUUCAAUAAAAAAAGAGCUUACAUUACAUAAAACAAUGUGUGUUACGUUUCUCCUGUGUGGUUUAUGGGCUGACUUAUGGCUGUUUUAUGGGGCUGUAAACGGUGCAUAUAUUCUUAAUGGAAAGCUUAACAACGAAAUACUAUUGUAGUGUGGGCAAACACUCUGCUGUAAGGAGCCGGCAGCACCAAGACCGACGUAUCCAGUGAUUGCGAUUGGAUUGAGCCAAGCUGGCAAAUCAUUGCUUUGUGCUCUACUGAGUGCUGAAACUGUAACAGAUGAAUUGCAACCCACAGUUGGUAAGUCUUUAUGAUGUCAAUGAAGCCAGAAAGUGAAAAUUUAUUUUAUUUUUUUAUUGUUGCUUAUUUAAUUGCUCAUGCCAAAUCCCCUACAAAUGAACUCUUACCCUAAUAAGAUGUAGGCUAUAUUAGGCUUGUCACCACGAGAUACAUGAUUGUAUAAUGCAAGGUACCCAGUAACAUUCCAGGGCAAAAAAAAUGAAUUCCAGCUUCCCUUUUGGACAAACAAUUCUUGAAUUGCACUUGUUCAGAUCCACUGCUUGCUUGUCUUACUGUAAAUCUUCUAUUAAGCCCCCCUCUCAAAUAAACCCCCUCCCUCUAAUAAGCUCCCCCUUUUCAAGGGAAGAAAGUUUAUAAGCCCCCCUAGUAAACCCCCCUCCCCUCCCCUAAAUAUUCUUCACUAAUAAAUGGUAGACUGUAUUAAUCAAUCACGACUGUAAAACUUCAUUUGGACUGAUCUGGGAAGGUUUAUUUACCAACUAGAAGUUCGGAUUUGUUUUUGAUCCUCGGCUUCAUGACCUCCAACUUCUUGUACUUGAGCAUUUCUACUUUGUAUUCUAGUUUUUUAAUGGAGAACUGGUACCAUCGUCUUUUCUAAAUUAAAUAAGCCCCCCUGUCUCUAUUAAGCCCUCCCCCCCUCAAAUGGGUUUGAAAAUAAAUGUAAAUAAGCCCCCCGGGGGGCUUAAUAGAGAACUUACAGUAGUUAAUUUUAAGAUGGCUUGCCGGACCCUUGCCUAUCAGGCAAGUAACCUAAAAAGACUUACCAUACUUACUUAAGACCUGUAGACUGUAGAUAUUUAAAAAAGGUUUUGUGAAGUCCUACAGUUGUACAUACCCUACAUUUUUUCAGGUUUCUCUGUGAAAGCUGUCCAGCUGCCCACAGCUAUCCUUAAUGUAAAGGAACUUGGAGGUCAGUCUGAUAUACCUUCAUACAUGUAAACCUUUUGUUGUUCAUAUACAGUAGUGUAGAGAUUUUCUGUUGGUAUUUCCUUGAUUCUGAAUAAAAGCCAGUCAAUGGUGUUGCUUAGUAUAGUGUAUUGGGGUAAAAGCAAAGUGCAACAAAAAAAUAUAACAACACUCUUUCAAAUUCCAAGAACUGUAUAUGUGAAUAGGAAGAAAAAUGAUCAGUGAAAUUAAAUUGUCAGAAAACUGUUAUUUUUACUUUUCUAAUGAAUCUGUUUCUGUAUGAGUUUAGGUGGAGACAAUGUCAGAAAAUACUGGUCUCAUUACUUUGAAGGAGCACUUGGUGUGGUGAGGACAUUUUUUAUGUUACACUAGAGAUUUUUUUAAGGUCAUUUCUUUAACAUUGUCUCUUUUCUGUGGUUUUCUUUAUCUUGUGUGAAAAACCUUCAGAAAGAGCUGGUGUAACUACUGUAUUUAGAUCUUGUUUAUUGGCUGACAUUUUUGUUUCUUUGCGGUUCGAAAGCCUAUCAGUUUUCAUUUCACACUUUGUGCUAAAAAAAUGAUACUUCUCUGUUUAGGGUAGAUCAACAAUCAUGCUCUCAGUUAAUAUUAUUCAAAUUAUGUUUCACUCUUUACAGUCCAUGUAUUGACAGACAUCUUUCUUGGGAGUUGUAAAAGUGAGAUCACCACAGUGACCUCUAUAAAUAACUUUACAGACACCUCCCUUAUAGGAGAAUCUUUGUUUACAUUUUCUGCCUCAUUAACAUAUGCUCAUCAUUAUCUGAUGAAGCUAAUAAAAUAAAAACCCCUGAAUAUUGAAAGAGCAUAACAAUUUCAGUUAUCUCUGAAAAUCUGAGCCCUAUAUACCCAAUUGUUUCGGAGAAAUUCUCUUUUAAAAACUCAAAAUUGUACAAAAAAUAUAUGGCUCAUAAAUUUUUUGCCACCCAGCAAUUACACAGUUUUAGAUGGCUGAUAUUUCCUUCAAUAUUGCUUUUAAUAAGCUGAAAAUUGCACAAAUUGUUUAAGUUAAUAAGCUUUUUCAACGUUUGCAUUAAGUUCAUAUAUAUGGCCACGGCUUCUGUGAGUUAAGUCGUAUGCCAAUGAGGAAAACUGUAAACAAGGACGUCAACAAAGAUUCGCCUAUAUGGAGUCUUGCUAUGAGGUUAAGCUGUAUGUUAUUAAGAGUAAUUUUUUAUUGCAGUUUUAACAGCUUUUUCCUGUGUUAGGUGUUUGUUGUGGACAGUAGUAGUAAUGAUGAUGAUGUGGACUUGGCAGCAGCUGAGCUCAAAGAAGCUCUCUCCCACCCCUCCCUAGAAACCCUUCCACUUUUAGUAUUGGCAAACAAACAAGAUGUACAGGGAGCACGUAGCGCAGAUGAGGUCAGUAAUAAGUCUUUUUCAAGUUUAACUUCAAAAUGCAUUAAAUGCAUUUUGCUCCAAAGGGUUUUCUUGUUAACCCCUCUCUCCUCAAAAACCAACACUUCCAAAUUCAAAUAGCGCGUUUUCACUCUUGUGGCCAGCAUCUGUGCAAAUUUGAUGGAACAAAAGAAAGCGUUUACAUAAACUGAAAAGUUCAACUCUGGAGCACCAAUAUGGCCGCUGUUUCGUUGUUUUGGAACGCCAAUAUAGCGGCCACGACGUCAUGUGAAAACGCUGUAUUCGAUCUGGAACGUACAGACUCGAUUAAACGAGUUCUUAAGAAGUCCCAAGUGCUCCAAGGGUUAUGAACAAGUGAAAAAGGAUUACAAGAAAUGUGAAUAGUUAUUUCUCAAUCCAUAGCUAUCAAGAAUGAUGGGCCUGGAUGUGAUAGCUCGUAACAGGGAGUGGCAUAUACAGCCCUGCUCCAAAAACGACGUGGAGGCUGCUCGACAGGGGCUCGGCAAACUGGUGACGUUCAUGUGUCCCGAGAAACAAGCUGUAGAAGAGAAUCGGAUAUGAACUGUUGUUCAAACAGCUACGCGCAGUUGUAUUACAAGUCAUGUUUAACAUGCCCAUAUAUGUGCAGUUGCUUAGGAAACUUUUGAUCUGUAGUCUUCUAGAGUGUGUCACAGAUCGGAGUGGCAUAAGGUAAUACAGUCGACUUUUAACGUCCGUGAACUCGGGAUAGGUAUCCUCCGCGAAGGUUCUUAAUAACUGACACUAAAGAGUUUUGGCAUUGAUGACGGGAAGGAGUUCUCGUACGAGCUUCAACUGAGUGCGAAAUUUGAAAAUGCACGCGUGGUCAUUGACGCUUUUAUAAUUCUAAUUGAUGCCAAAGCUCCCUUCUCUUCAGUCCAUUAAAACGCGUAAAAGGAACUUCUUUAUUAAGUCCAAAAUUGAAGAAUAACGCUCUAUAAUUUAUUGGACAGACGAUAAAGUACAGUCGUGAGAAGACUUCUUUUCCUCGCUUUUGAUAGUUACUAACGAACAGCGGAACAAACUAACGUCUGUCUAAAACGACAAAUGAUUUUGUCAAUGCAAUAACUUAUGUGAAAGUUUUUAACAGGGGUUCAGAUCUUGCGAUUAAGCUUUCACGAUUAAUAAGUGGCCGGGUAUUCCGAACUUUAGCCGCAAUCAAGUCAACUAAAGGAUGGGCCUCGAAAACCACGCAUAGCCUAAACCAUCGGCAGUUUGUUCAUAGUAACCCUGGGGAUUCUGAUGACAAAAGUUUUAAAGGGAGUAAAACGACAUUUCCCUAACAGCGUGCGAACAGCGUUCUUCAAUAAAGCAAGCAUCUUACCGACAGUUCUGUUUUCUAUAGUUUUUUUUUUCCCGCAUCUUGUGCUGUAUCCAAUUCUAGAGUGUUUGAAAUAGUCCUGUGACCCAGCAAAAGGAGC
Molecule: messenger RNA, 4798 nt
Organism: Porites evermanni
Lineage: Eukaryota; Metazoa; Cnidaria; Anthozoa; Scleractinia; Poritidae
Source: the annotation of a GenBank genome assembly